AUGAUUCCCCGAGUUCUCCUCAUUUUCCUAUCUUUUUCCCAUUUUUCUCCCACAAAUCCCUUGAAUAUCCCGUUUUUGUCCUUUUUCCAACCGAAAAACGACACCUCACAACAACUGCAAUGCGACUGCCCCAUAACGCCGCCGGCCAUUGUCCAUUACGACAACAAAUUUCAAGCCGAAACCCUGGAGGAGGCGAUGAAAUCGUUCGAGGAUUUGCUUCUCCUCGACGAAAAGAAACCGCCGCUGCAGCAGGAGCAGCGCAGAACGGUAGGACUUGAAAGUGUUUUUGAGCGUUUUCUAGGGUGUCAUUACGAAUAUUUUGGUAUAGAGAGUAUGGUGAAGUGACGUAGUGAUAUCGAAAUCGAUGGAAAAUGCGAAAAUACGGCCAAAUCCAAAAAAUGGCAGCCAAAUUUUGAAAAGAUGGUCGAAAAACUGCGACCAAAUUUUUGGUGACGCCUUGGCCAUACCUUACAAGGCAAAUACUCCAAGUGCGACGCUCCGACUUUCUUUAAAUUUUGCACAUAUGCCGGACAUAGACUAAAUAUCAAUCCCUGAAAGUUUUAGCCUGCGAUUUGCACGAACAGCCGAGAUAUUGAACGAUCUUUGCCUCCGAGAAAGUACGCGAAACGCGGAGAGCGGUCAGAGAGAAAAACCCUUUUUUGGCCAUAACUUUGCUAGUUUCGUACGGAAAAAAUUGAUUUUUUGUGGAAACAUUACCUUCUAUGGUAGAAAUAGGCAUGAAACUUUUGGGGCCGAAAUUCGGCAAAAAAUGUCAUUUGCGGUCCUUUGUUAGUCGGAUCUACGAUUUCGCCGUGUUUUAUAAGAUUUGGCUAGAUUUUUCAACGUUUUCAAUGAGUUUCAGUAUCACAGACUAGCUUUUCACUAUUCUUAAUUGUAAUCAAGCGGACUCGCAGUUGAAAAACACCUAUUUUUUCAGCCAGAAAAGGACCGGGCCUGCUGGCAGCAUCUGGCGAACAAGUUGAAAAAAGUCGGUCUAAUCAAGGGCGCGGCGUCGCUGGUUCAAAACAACUUUAUCAACGAGACCUGUGAGCGAUAUCGGUUCACUCGGCCCAACUCGGACACCUUUGAAUACGACGAAAUCGACGGGUCAAGUUCGUCGAGUUCGGAGGAGGAUUGGGAAGAUAAAAUUAAGAAUAAAGUUGGUGAAAAAUGGCAAAAAGUCGUCGGUAAAUUUGAAAAAGUGAGUUUCAAGAGCGUUGGCAGGGAUUUAUUAGAGAGAUUUUUAUUCCUCUGGAUUACUGUAAUUUCAAAAAAUCUCGAUUUCAGUUAAAGGACAAAAGCCUCGAUUCAAGUGAAGAGAAGGCUCUAAAAGCGUUGCUACGGCAUAAAAGACAAGCCGAGGACUUGAUUGGCACUAGGUACUACUUGUCUUGCGUGAACAAGGGCUCCUCGCCGGAUGGCAGUAACGGCGAGCUGCUCACUCUCUGCACUCAAUGUUGGGCUUGGCGAGAACUGCCGAAAAAUUAUCUUCCGCGAUACCUGAACGAAUUGGUUUGUCAUGGAACGGACACGGAGUGUCUGGCUGGUAUGUAGACGCUUGUUUUAGGGGGAAAAUUGAAAAAAAUUGAGAUAAAUCACCUUGUUUUAGGCUAUGCCACCUGUUCGACCGGGACAAGGACGGUUGGAGUUGUCCGAAAUGACAGUGGAACCCUGACGACUGUGAAUAUUGCAUCAGCAACUUAUUGCGACUGUCAAAUCCGAGCGGGCACGGUGCUUUCGUCGCUGGUUACGGCCAGUCCCACCGACGCUCCAAUUCCCGGGAUUCCAGCGGCCGAAGCUCCCGCGCCAGACGCCGUAUAA
Molecule: messenger RNA, 1821 nt
Organism: Bursaphelenchus xylophilus (pine wood nematode)
Lineage: Eukaryota; Metazoa; Nematoda; Chromadorea; Rhabditida; Aphelenchoididae
Source: the annotation of a GenBank genome assembly